AUGGCUCUGAAACACAGGGGUGGCCACUCUGCAUGGCUCCGGCCAGAGGUCUGGCUCUUGGUGUGGAAUGCCCUGUGCCAGCUGUGUGCCCGUGGUUGCCCAGCUCUCUGCACCUGCACAGGGACGACUGUGGAUUGCCACGGCAUGGGGCUCAGAGCCGUUCCCAAAAACAUCCCGCGUAAUACUGAGAGACUGGAACUCAAUGGUAACAACAUCACUCGGAUCCACAAGAAUGAUUUUGCAGGGCUGAAGCAGCUGCGCGUGUUACAACUGAUGGAAAAUCAGAUUGGAGCAGUGGAGCGAGGAGCUUUUGAUGACAUGAGGGAGCUGGAGAGACUACGACUGAACCGGAACCAUCUGCACUUGUUACCAGAACUACUGUUCCAGAAUAACCAGGCGCUCUCAAGACUGGAUCUGAGUGAGAAUUCCAUUCAAGCAAUCCCCAGGAAAGCAUUUCGUGGAGCCACUGAUCUAAAAAACCUACAGCUGGAUAAGAACCAGAUAAGCUGCAUUGAGGAUGGGGCUUUCCGAGCUCUACGGGGCCUAGAGGUGCUGACGCUGAAUAACAACAACAUCACCACCAUUCCUGUCUCCAGCUUCAACCACAUGCCCAAGCUCCGGACUUUCCGUUUGCACUCCAACCACCUUUUCUGUGAUUGCCACCUGGCCUGGCUGUCUCAAUGGCUGAGGCAACGUCCCACCAUUGGACUCUUCACACAGUGUGCAGGACCUGCGUCCCUGCGAAGCCUCAAUGUGGCCGAGGUCCAGAAGAGUGAGUUUAGCUGCUCAGGUCAAGGGGAGGCCGCCCGGGCUCCUGUCUGCACCCUGUCCUCGGGCUCCUGCCCCCCCAUGUGUGCCUGCAGCAAUGGGAUUGUGGACUGCCGCGGCAAAGGACUCACUGCUAUCCCGGCCAACCUGCCUGAGACCAUGACAGAGAUCCGUCUGGAGCUCAAUGGCAUCAAAUCAAUCCCCCCUGGAGCCUUCUCUCCCUACAGAAAGUUGAGGAGGAUAGACUUGAGCAACAACCAGAUCUCCGAGAUUGCCCCUGAUGCAUUCCAGGGUCUUCGUUCCUUGAAUUCUCUUGUUCUAUAUGGAAACAAGAUCACAGACCUGCCCAGGGGUGUGUUUGGAGGUCUCUACACCCUGCAACUGCUCCUUCUCAAUGCCAACAAGAUCAACUGUGUCCGAGCUGAUGCCUUCCAAGAUCUCCAAAACCUCUCCCUGCUCUCACUCUAUGACAAUAAGAUCCAGAGCCUGGCUAAGGGGACCUUCACCUCUCUCCGAGCCAUCCAGACCCUACACCUGGCUCAAAAUCCAUUCAUCUGUGACUGCAACCUGAAGUGGCUGGCUGACUUCUUGCGCACCAACCCCAUUGAGACUAGCGGAGCCCGCUGCGCCAGUCCCCGUCGGCUCGCCAACAAGCGCAUCGGGCAGAUAAAAAGCAAGAAAUUCCGGUGCUCAGCAAAAGAGCAAUACUUCCUUCCAGGCACAGAAGAUUACCAGUUGAACAGUGAGUGCAACAGUGAUGCUGUAUGUCCUCACAAGUGCCGUUGUGAGUCCAACGUGGUGGAAUGUUCCAAUCUGAAACUUACCAAGAUCCCAGAGAGAAUCCCACAGUCCACUGCAGAACUGGAGAUUAAAGUUGUAGAAAAGAAUGAGAUACCCCCAAAAAUGCAUGAUAGACUAGAUUAUGGUCAGGAGGAAGGAGGCUGCCUCCCACGACCUCAGUGCCCACAGGAAUGCACCUGCCUCGACACUGUCGUCCGCUGCAGCAACAAGCACCUUCGGGCUCUCCCCAAGGGCAUCCCCAAGAAUGUCACUGAACUCUAUCUGGAUGGGAACCAGUUCACCCUGGUCCCUGCUCAGCUGUCCACCUUCAGAUAUCUGCAGCUUGUGGACUUGAGCAACAAUAAAAUCAGCUCCUUGAGUAAUUCCUCUUUCACCAACAUGAGCCAGCUCACCACCCUGAUUCUCAGCUACAAUUCCCUCCAGUGCAUUCCUCCGCUGGCCUUUGAGGGGCUCCGUUCUCUCCGGCUCCUGUCUCUCCAUGGCAACGACAUCUCCACUCUCCGUGAGGGCAUCUUUACUGACGUGACCUCCCUGUCUCAUCUGGCCAUCGGAGCCAACCCACUCUACUGCAACUGCCACCUUCGCUGGCUCUCCAGUUGGGUCAAAACAGGUUAUAAGGAACCUGGCAUCGCCCGAUGCGCUGGGCCCCCUGACAUGGAAGGGAAGCUGCUCCUCACAACUCCCGCCAAGAAGUUCGAAUGCCAAGGUCCUCCCUCCAUUGCUGUGCAAGCCAAAUGCAACCCCUGCCUGUCCAGCCCGUGUCAGAACCAGGGAACCUGCCAGAAUGACCCCCUGAACUCCUACCGGUGUGCCUGUCCCAGCGGCUACAAGGGCAGAGACUGUGAAAUGUCACUCAACAGUUGCUCCAGCGGCCCCUGUGAAAAUGGCGGGACCUGCCACUCCCAAGCUGGAGAGGGAGCCGGGUUCACGUGCUCCUGCCCGGCGGGGUUCGAGGGGCCGACAUGCGGGGUGGAAGCAGACAACUGCAGGAAUCACGCCUGUGAGAAUGGGGGCCUCUGUGAGGAUGGCAUCCACAACUACACAUGCGUGUGCCCCCUUCAGUACACAGGAAGGACCUGUGAGCAGCUGGUGGACUUCUGCUCCCAGGAUUUAAACCCGUGUCAACAUGGUGCCACAUGUGUUGGUACCCCUGAGGGGCCCAAGUGUGAAUGUGCCCCAGGUUACGUGGGCGAUAACUGCAGCAUCAACUACGACGACUGCAUGGAUCAUCAGUGCCAGAACGGCGCCCGCUGUGCGGAUGAAGUGAAUGGCUACUCGUGCCUUUGUGAAGAAGGAUACAGUGGCCAACUGUGCGAGAUGGCUUCCCAGCCCCUAAAACCACUGAGCCCCUGUGAGGGAGCGGAAUGCCAGAAUGGUGCCAACUGUGUGGACCUGGGCAACAGGCCCGUGUGUCAGUGCCUGCCAGGCUUUGGUGGUCCUGAGUGCGAGAAGCUGCUAAGCGUCAACUUUGUGGAUAGAGACACAUACCUACAGUUCACUGACUUGCAGAACUGGCCCCGGGCCAACAUCACACUCCAGGUGGCCACAGCGGAAGACAACGGCAUCCUGUUGUACAACGGGGACAACGACCACAUUGCUGUAGAGCUCUACCAGGGCCACGUGCGGGUCAGCUACGAUCCGGGCAGCUACCCCAGCUCUGCCAUCUAUAGCACCGAGACCAUCAAUGAUGGCCAGUUCCACACAGUCGAACUUGUCACCUUUGACCAGAUGGUGAAUCUCUCCAUUGAUGGUGGCAGCCCCAUGACCAUGGACAACUUCGGCAAACACUACACCCUCAACAGCGAGGCCCCGCUCUAUGUGGGAGGGAUGCCCGUCGAUGUGAACUCGGCUGCCUUCCGGCUGUGGCAGAUCCUUAACGGCACCAGCUUCCACGGCUGCAUCCGCAACCUGUACAUCAACAACGAGCUGCAGGACUUCACCAAGACCCAAAUGAAGCCGGGGGUGGUGCCAGGCUGCGAGCCCUGCCGUAAGCUGUACUGUCUCCACGGCAUCUGCCAGCCCAACGCCGCGCAGGGGCCCGUCUGCCACUGCGAGCCAGGCUGGGGAGGCCCCCACUGUGACCAGCAGCUCGGCAACCCCUGCCAGGGGCACAAGUGUGUGCGUGGCACCUGCGUGCCCCUGGAUGCUCUGUCCUAUAGUUGCCAGUGCCAGGAUGGGUACAAAGGAGCUCUGUGCAACCAGCCGGGGGAGCCACUAGAUCCCUGUGAGAACCUUCACUGUCUGCAUGGGCACUGCCAGACUUCCUCUGAGGGGGCCGCGCACUGUGUGUGCCGCAGCGGUUUUGCUGGGGAGCUGUGUGAGCAAGAGUCCGAGUGCCAGGGGGACCCCGUUCGGGAUUUCCAUCAGGUCCAGAGGGGCUAUGCCAUCUGCCAGACCACCCGCCCGCUGUCCUGGGUCGAGUGUCGAGGCUCCUGCCUGGGCCAGGGCUGCUGCACGGGGCUGCGGAUGAAACGGAGGAGAUUCACCUUUGAGUGCAGCGAUGGUUCCUCGUUUGUGGAGGAGGUGGAAAAGGCCAUCAAGUGCGGCUGUGCUCGCUGCAUGUAGUGCCCGAAGGGCCCGCGUCCGGGCUGACGGUGGGGGAGGGCACGGGCGAGGGAGAUGGGGGAGGGAGGGAGGGGGGAUGGGACGGGGAGCGACCGCAGUGAAGAGGGAGAUGCCGGAAGGUGGAUGGUCUGUGCGGCAAGAAUAGGCAUGGACGGUGGACUGGAAUAGCCGUGGGACAGCAGAGCCGUGUGGCAGGAACUAUGGCCAUUGGAAGCAGGGGAAGGAAGGAGGGCAAGGGUGACUGCUGAUGGGCAGAACCUGUGUGUAGAUAGAUUUUUUUUUUCCUUUUUAAAGCUCAAAACAAAAUGGCAGCUGUGGGCAUGGGGGCUGAGCUGAGCUGCUCUGUGUUGUCGGCUUGCCCUCUUCCCGGGGCCGGCUCGAAGUGCCUUGCACAUAGUAGGCGCUCAAUAAAUAUUUGUUGAAUGAAUGAAUGAGUGAGUGAGGUGCCAGCAGGGGCAUAUGCCUUGCCCACAUCCCUUCCUGCCAGAUGCCCAGGCCACUCCAUCCGGGUGGAAUCUAGCCGUCUGUACUCAACUCUUUCUUCCUCUAUGCCUGUGGCUAGGCAAAGCGGAGGAGCAGCUUCCAGGCUGAGGGGUGAGACCACCGCAUGGCGCUGGAGCCCAGACGUGUUCUCCCCCUCUCCGGGCUGCCGGCUCCUAGCACGAAAGCCGCUCGGGAGGAUGGCUCCUGGCUCAUUUGGCCAGGCUCAUGUGCAGUUCCUGUGCCAGAGAGGAUGUCUUCGGGGGCGCAGACUUAAUUAUACGAUGGAACUGAUUCGGAUGGUUCAACCGGCCUUCCUCCCUGGGAACGGACUGUUCAGAAAAAUAUUUCUGGGUGCUCUUAAUGGUCUCGGGGUUGGGCACGCGGGCACCCGGCUCCCUUAGGAGCCGUAGCUGCCCUGGAGACCAGAGGCAUGCUCUGAGGACUUCUGG
Gracilinanus agilis (Agile Gracile Mouse Opossum) is the source of this 5066-nucleotide messenger RNA. RefSeq names its product slit guidance ligand 1 (gene SLIT1). Gene Ontology annotation, molecular function: heparin binding; calcium ion binding; Roundabout binding. The coding region runs from base 1 to 4134 and encodes 1377 amino acids. Gene Ontology annotation, biological process: negative chemotaxis; axon guidance. Lineage: Eukaryota; Metazoa; Chordata; Mammalia; Didelphimorphia; Didelphidae. The transcript is spliced from 34 exons. The record is from RefSeq and is a predicted model, not a curated record.